Molecule: messenger RNA, 2599 nt
Organism: Schistosoma turkestanicum
Lineage: Eukaryota; Metazoa; Platyhelminthes; Trematoda; Strigeidida; Schistosomatidae
Source: the annotation of a GenBank genome assembly
AUGGUUCAAGGUACCUAUGCAACUGUAUACAAAGGUAAAAGUCUUCUAACAGAAACACUAGUUGCUUUAAAAGAAAUACGUUUGGAACAUGAUGAAGGUGCACCAUGUACAGCUAUACGUGAAGUUAGCCUAUUGCGUAAUCUACGCCAUGCAAAUAUAGUCACUUUACAUGAUAUCAUUCAUACUGAGAAGUCGUUAACAUUAGUCUUUGAAUAUGUGGAACGUGAUUUAAAACAAUAUUUACACGAUUGUCAUGGAAUUAUGCAUUCAGAUAAUGUUCAAUUAUUUCUAUACCAAUUAUUACGUGGUUUAGCUUACUGUCAUGAACGUCGUAUACUGCAUCGAGAUUUAAAGCCACAAAAUUUAUUGAUCAAUAGUAGAGGUGAUUUAAAACUGGCUGAUUUUGGUUUAGCUCGAGCUAAAUCAAUUCCAAUUAAAACUUAUUCUAAUGAAGUUGUUACUUUAUGGUACAGACCUCCAGAUAUUUUGUUGGGUUCAACUGAAUAUUCUACUCACAUUGAUAUGUGGGGUGUCGGUUGUAUAUUCUAUGAAAUGGCUACUGGCUGGCCACUUUUUCCUGGCUCCACCGUAGAAGAACAGUUAACAUUGAUUUUUAAACGAUUAGGCACUCCAAAUGAAACGAAUUGGCCUGGAGUUACAAGUCAUCCAGAUUAUAGUAAAUCGCUUAAAUACGGUCCAUAUCCUGGUGAACCAGGCGGUCUUCCACAUUUAACUCCACGUUUAUCACGUCGUGCACAUCGUUUGAUGACAGAGUUGUUGGUUUUUCCUGGUAUUCAACGAAUCUCUGCUAUGAACGCUUUGAAACAUGAAUAUUUUGUUGAUUCUUCCCGGUUUCCAUUUCAUACAUUUAAUAGUUUAUCAGCAGCUUCAAGUGUAUUCGAUGUUCCAGGUGUACGAUUAGCAUGUGAUCCUGGGCGUAGUGCUAGUCUACCGACAAAUCGUAUGAGUACUUCAAGUUAUUUCUCUACAAAUAAUGGAUAUAAUAAUAAUAAUAUUGUAAAAUGUACAAAUUCACAAGUAAAACUUAAUCAGUAUCAGUCACAAUAUGAAAUGAAUAAUUUAAUGAAACAUCGAAGUAAUCAUGAUUAUUAUGGAAAUCCAAUAUCUAAUUUAUCAAAUUGCAAUAAUGUCAAGGUGAUGGUGUCUCAAUUUCAAAAUCAUACUAAUAAUAAUAACAUUAAUAAUAAUAAUAAUAAUGGUAGUAAUAAUAACAAUAAUCAUUUCUUUCCUAAAUAUUAUCAUGAAAUCGGUAAUACACAUCCGCCGCCACCACCACCUCCGCAUCAAUCCAUCUCAUCGAAUUCAAUAAGUGCUUUACAAACAUAUUUUAAUAACACUGCUGAGAAUACUAUUAAUAAUAAUAAAAAUCAAUAUCAUCACCAAUCAAAUAGUGGUUUAUUGCAACAGUAUGCUGACAAUAAUAAUAGUACAUCUUGUCGACCAUAUUCAACAGCAUUCGAAUCAAAUUAUCCUUUCCCUUCUAUGUCGAAUUCAAGAUCAUAUAUCAAUUCGAAUUUUGUAAUUAGUCCAACUAAAUUCGCUGAUCAAUAUCAAAUGAAACCAAGCAUGGAAUCAACAUCAGUAGGGCUAGAUGUAACAACUAGCAAAACAUCAACUAAUCAUAAUAGUAAUAAUAAUAAUAAUAAUAAUAAUGCUACCACAGUUGUUUAUAAACCUCAAACAGUAAACCGUUCUAACUGGUUAAAUACUGGACGCCAAUCUUCAGGUCGAUUUGAAGAUCGCCGGCGUAGUCUUUUCUCAUGAGAUUGCCCUACAUUUGCAAUAUGCAAAAAUACAUACAAAGGAGACACGUUAUAUACGCGAUAGGUGCUUUGAAAUCGCUUCUCUUUCUUGCAUACACACAUCAGCUGGUCAUGACGAAGACUAAUUUGCAAUUACCUUGUUUCUAACUUUUUCAGUUUUUUUUCUUAUAAAAAUGUACAGUCUUCCAUGAUGAUGAUUCCUAGGUGGUCUGUCAGUGGUAGACGAGUGAGAUAACUAGUGAUUUAUUACUUCAUUUACGAUAUGCAUCACAUGAUCCUUUUAUCUUAUUGUUCUUCCGUUAUUGUUUUCCCUUUGUUUUCUAAAUAAAACUUAUUUGUGACUUGCUUUUGACUUUUAUCCAUGCAUUUUAUUUUCCAUAAUGUUGAGUUAUUCUGUCCUUUUUCAAAGAAUAUUUACAUACAUAAAUAAUGACCUUCUAGUGACAAGUUUUCAUUUUCUACUCGAUUACUACUAAAUGUUGACGCAAUACGUUUUUUCAACUUGUUUAUUAUCCAUCUGAAUAUAUAAAUAUUCUUUCAAUGUUCAAAAAAAGCAUUUCCCAAGUCCCUUAGUCAUAGCUUGACUUUCCUUUCGUUGUUUGAUGAUGAUUGUAUCUUCCGAGUUGUUUCAUUUAUCUGUCUGUAUCUAUCUUUUUACAUAAAAACAACAAUAAUAGGUAAAUAUAUAUACCAAACAAUGUAUAACGGCUGCCACGAAGUCAUACAAUUUCACCUAAAUAAACAAAAAAUCAAAGAACUUUUUUCAGUCUUCGUGCUUCUUUUUGCUGGCUAAUUUUUGUCAUUUGAGUGUGAAG